Molecule: messenger RNA, 1958 nt
Organism: Klebsormidium nitens
Lineage: Eukaryota; Viridiplantae; Streptophyta; Klebsormidiophyceae; Klebsormidiales; Klebsormidiaceae
Source: the annotation of a GenBank genome assembly
CAAGCUGGUCGCGCAGGUGGCCGCCAAUAGCGUACCUAUUUGAGGAGGACGGUUAGAACCAAGGAAGUGUGAGGAGUGAAGGGUUCUUCACAAGAAUACUUUUUCCCGCUUUCCAAGUGGUUGCUACAACAAUGUCUUGUCGCUCUCUGACAAAAGAAUGCUUUGAAGGGGGGCCGGUCAAAACAAUGCGGCCUCUGUAUCUUUUUGACAGCCGCAGGGGCCUCUAGAUUCGUCUUAACCAGGUCAGAGUAUCAGUGUACGACCGCACCUGCAACUGAGGAAUCACGUGGGCGUUUGUGCACGGUGCACCAGCCAGCCAAUGUUUGUUUGCCUGAGCUGUCUCCAGCAACUUCUUCAGGUCAGCUGAUUGCCUAUGUGCAGCUUCCAGCCUUACGGCAUUGCUAAUCAUCUUGCGCUCCAGACGACAUAGAAUGCUGCAAUGACUCAGGGGCGGUCUUUGGGACAGUCCUUUCUCCAGUUUGGCUCACUAGUUAGUCUGAUUUAGCUCUCAGAUUUAUGCAUUACAAGCAUGGAAGGAGAGCGGAGAAGAGAGGGGAUUGAUGGUUCAGGCGGCAGAGCUGCGGAAGUGGAUCCUGCGCUUGACUUCUUCUCGGAGCUGUUUGACCCGCUGUGUGCGCUGUACACGGUGGGCCUGCAGCCGCCCGCGCCGCGCGUGCAGCCGCUGGACAACCUCAACAAGUGCCGCAGGAUCAUCCCCGAGGUUGUUCCUGAGUCUCUGGCCAAUGUGGCGCCCCGGGUGCCCCGCUCUCAGGAAUCCAUUGCGGCGCAGCAACGGGCCAAGGCGCACAAGAGUGUUCGGCUGGCGGCAGCAGCAGAGAAGGAGCGCGGCAAGGAAAAGAUCCUGGACAAGAUUGCAGCCUCGUGCGGCGAGGGCCCCCUGGCUUUGCUGCAGCGGUGCUACGCGCAGCGGCGGCCGGUGCAGGUGUACACGCGGCACCGGCGCGGCCUGCGCGGCACCGCCACUGGCUUCCUCAAGGCCUUCGACAAGUUCUGCAACCUGGUGCUGCAGGACGUCGAGGAGAGCUACUCAGUGUUGACGGAGGCCCCGCGCACGGUGUGGGUGAAGGCCGGGGCGGGCCGCGGCAGCGGCGCAGCGGGCGGCGGGGCGCGCGUGCAGGAGGAGCGGCUGUUCCCCAAGCUGGAGCACAGGAAGCGGCACCUCAACCAGGUGUUUGUCCGCGGGGAUAACGUGGUGCUCGUGACCGCUGCUGAGCGAUAGCGCGGCCCCUGGACGCGCGGCUGGCGUGACCCAUUCUCCGCAACCCGCCAUGCCACUCUUCCCGGCACGGUACCGAAGGGUUGGGCAGUCAAGAGCAGGAAUCCGCAGUGGCAAACGCCCACCUUCGGGCCCGCUGCGAGCGCGUUCGCAGAGUGGAGGCGCGAAGACCCCUGGCCGAUGCACGGGCCCCGUGUGGUCGCCGGUGACAUCCAGCAGAUGCAGGGGCGGCUGCACCAGCGCGUAUGCUGGUGCCUUUGUCCAGUGGGGGCCAUCGGGCAUCUUGGAACAUGUCAAGCUGCAGAUGACGCAGUUAUGCGAUUGAGACCGGUACAUAAGUCCGGUCAUUUGUCCAGCCUCUGCUCGUCGGUCGCCAAGAGCUGAUCGUUGGGCAGCUUAUGCACAAUCGUGCUACUUAUCAGCCGCGAGUUGGGUAGAAAAUGGUGGGCAAAUUGAAGCGGCCAGUGCUACGUUCUGACCGGCAGGGCGCAAUCCGGACGUGAUUAUUGGUAUCGACUGUGAAUGAGGAUCACGCCGAACGGAGCGAAUUGAGCACGACUAUGAUCUAUUGCAUCUGCAAGUCAGUCCGAGUCGGGGAUCCCACUAGCUAGCUAGCUUAGACAGUUGGUUAGCACGGUCUUGUCGGAAAUGAGCUCACAUGUUACUAAGUGAGACCAAACAGCCACUGGCACUAUGCAUCAAUUUCUGGUAUAUAUUCAAG